Messenger RNA from Dromaius novaehollandiae (emu), 1009 nucleotides. RefSeq names its product NK1 homeobox 2 (gene NKX1-2). The coding region runs from base 87 to 911 and encodes 274 amino acids. The record is from RefSeq and is a predicted model, not a curated record. The transcript is spliced from 2 exons. Gene Ontology annotation, biological process: regulation of transcription by RNA polymerase II; cell differentiation. Gene Ontology annotation, cellular component: nucleus. Gene Ontology annotation, molecular function: RNA polymerase II cis-regulatory region sequence-specific DNA binding; DNA-binding transcription factor activity, RNA polymerase II-specific. NCBI's taxonomy places the organism in Eukaryota, Metazoa, Chordata, Aves, Casuariiformes, Dromaiidae.
CCCGGGCUCCGCGGCAGGCGCUGCCCGCCGCCGCCGCCGCCGCCCACGCUGGGACCCCGCAGGUCUCCCGGGAGCGCGGAGGGGGAAUGCUGGCAUGCCCGCCCGGCGGGGCCAAGGCGGCCCCCACCCACCAUAAAAUCUCCUUCUCCAUCUUAGACAUCCUGGAUCCGCAGAAAUUCACCAGGCGAAGCGCGCCGGCGGCGGGCAGCAGGGCCGGCGCCCCCCGCUCGGGGGAGCAGGAGAAAAGUUUGCCGGGAGUUGGAGCGGGCACGGCGGCGGCGGGCCAGGGCCGCCCGGGGCACGCACGCCAGGCGCACGAUGCGCACUCCCCGGCGGAGAGCGGCGCGGAGGCAGCGCCGGAGCGCGCCGAGGAGGGCCCGCCGCGGCCGGGGGCCGAGCCCGCCGCCGCCCGCCCGCAGGACUUCGCCGCGCCGGAGGAGCCCGGCUCGCCGCGGGGCGCCAAGCGGCGGCGGGCCGAGGCGAGCUGCGCCAAGCCGCGGCGGGCGCGCACCGCCUUCACCUACGAGCAGCUGGUGGCCCUGGAGAACAAGUUCCGCGCCACGCGGUACCUGUCGGUGUGCGAGCGCCUCAACCUGGCGCUCUCGCUCAGCCUCACCGAGACGCAGGUGAAGAUCUGGUUCCAGAACCGCCGCACCAAGUGGAAGAAGCAGCACCCGGGCGCCGACGGCGCGGCCCAGCCCGCGCCCCCCGCCGCCGCCGCCGCCUCCGCGGGCAGCCCCAGCCCUCCGGGCCCUGGCGCCCUGCCCUUCCAGACUUUCCCCUCCUACGCCGCGGCCAACGUGCUCUUCCCGGCCGCCGCCCCCUUCGCGCUGGGCGGCGCCGGCGGCGGCCCCUUCGGCCCCUUCCUGGGCCCCGCGUACCUCAGCCCCUUCUACGCGCCGCACCUCUGAGGCGCCGCGCCGCGCGCAGUCCUUAACGGUCGCGCAGCCCCUAACGGUCGCGCCGCCGCCGCGCGCAGCCCCUAACGGUCGCGCAGCCCCUAACGGUC